Messenger RNA from Solanum lycopersicum (tomato), 650 nucleotides. RefSeq names its product snakin-2-like. The record is from RefSeq and is a predicted model, not a curated record. Lineage: Eukaryota; Viridiplantae; Streptophyta; Magnoliopsida; Solanales; Solanaceae.
GCACUGACUUUGUUACACCCCCCAAAAAAUAAAAAGUAACAAAGUAGUCAUCACAAACUACAAGAAAAAAACUUAGGCAAAAUACCAAAAAUAAAAUAUUUCAUUCAAAAACUCAAAAAAAAAAAAAAUGUCUUCAAGAUUGCUUCUUAUUUUCACCUUCUUCCUCUUCUGCCUACUACAAGUCUCUUCUGAUAUUGACAUUGAAGACCACCAAAAUCAGGUGGUGAAAGGAGGUAACAGGAGACUCUUGCCAUAUGUGGAUUGUGGAGGACUAUGCAAAGUGAGAUGUAGCAAGCACUCAAGACCAAAUUUAUGUAGCAGAGCUUGUGGGACUUGUUGUAUGAGGUGCAAAUGUGUUCCUCCAGGCACUUUCGGUAAUAGAGAAAUUUGUGGCAAAUGCUACACAGACAUGACUACUCAUGGAAACAAGACAAAGUGCCCUUAACUUAUAAUAAGAAGUAAUUUUUGAUGUAAUGUUGUGAUGAUGGUUCUCUGUAUGUCGUUUGGUAGUUGGUUAGAAUUAUGCGAGUAUGUCACAUUCGAUGUAUUAUUUUACGUAUGUGCUAGAGGGAUUAGUUAUAUGUGUUUUAUCAUUCACGUUUAUCUGUCAUAGUUUGACUUGACAUAGAUACCUGUCAAACUAUUUCUUA